Phycodurus eques (leafy seadragon) is the source of this 13485-nucleotide messenger RNA. RefSeq names its product protein unc-13 homolog A-like. Bases 289 to 5898 code for a protein of 1869 amino acids. The transcript is spliced from 42 exons. NCBI's taxonomy places the organism in Eukaryota, Metazoa, Chordata, Actinopteri, Syngnathiformes, Syngnathidae. Gene Ontology annotation, biological process: synaptic vesicle maturation; presynaptic dense core vesicle exocytosis; synaptic transmission, glutamatergic. Gene Ontology annotation, molecular function: syntaxin-1 binding; phospholipid binding; calmodulin binding. The record is from RefSeq and is a predicted model, not a curated record. Gene Ontology annotation, cellular component: neuromuscular junction; terminal bouton; synaptic vesicle membrane.
CUGCCCUGCCGCUGAAACAAGAUGGCUGUGCGGGCGGGCGGAGCAAUGCAGGGGAGCUACCAAAGUGGACACAGGGUAUCACCCCCGUGCCGAGCAGCACACGACAGCCGCGCGUAGCGAGCGAGGAGCUCAGUCGAGAUACCACGUCGUUUUUCCUACUAGUCCUCUUCUACAAAUCUGGCUUUUAAGUGGUUAGACGGAGCGAGACGACAAAAUCACGGUUCGGUUCGGCCAGGUAGCGGCGGCUCAGCGGAGGACAGCCGGGAACCCUCACGCCACGCAACAGAGAUGUCCCUACUAUGUGUGGGAGUGAAGAAAGCCAAGCUGGAUGGACCCCAAGAGAAGUUCAACACCUAUGUGACUCUUAAGGUACAAAAUGUGAAGAGCACAACCAUCGCUGUCAGGGGCAACGUGCCCAGCUGGGAGCAAGACUUCAUGUUUGAAAUCAACCGCUUAGACCUGGGUCUAACUGUAGAGGUGUGGAACAAAGGGUUAAUCUGGGAUACUAUGGUUGGCACCGUGUGGAUUCCCCUCCACAGCAUCAGGCAGUCAAAUGAGGAAGGCCCAGGCGAGUGGCUCACAUUGGACUCUCAGGUCAUCAUGACUGAUAAUGAGAUCUGUGGCACCAAAGAUCCCACGCUCCACCUGGUGCUGCUUGACACACGGUUUGAGCUGCCCCUUGACAUCCCAGAGGAUGAGGCCAGGUACUGGGCUAAAAAACUUGAGCAACUUAAUGCAAUGAGGGACCAAGAUUACUCAUACCAAGAAGAACAGGAACGCCCACUCCAGGUUCCAAGCACACAGUGCUGUAAUUGGAGUUUAUGGGGAGACCAACAGAAUGAUGACCCAGACAGUGCUGUGGAUGACAGGGACAGCGACUAUCGCAGCGAAACCAGUAACAGCAUCCCCCCUCCAUACUACAGCACAUCUCAGCCCAAUGCCUCUGUCCACCAGUACCCAAUCAGCCACCAGCACCAUAACUCCAAAGGCGUCUCAUACCCGCACACGACCAACAGUCAUGAUCUUGACUACCAUCAUCAGCGGACUGUUAGUCCCACUGGAAGCUAUGCAUCAUCUGCAGAGUUGAGUCGAUGCAGCAGUCAGCUGAGUGAGGAGGACUAUGGUGGUGAAUAUGGAGAGAGGGACCCUUACGAUGAGAAUGACUCGUACCAUUCCUGCCACUCCUCAGUCAGCUACAGUAAAGGUUCCCCAGACUGGGACCCCGAUGAGACUCAAGAGGCGUACAGUGACGAGGGUGGCUACAGCAAAGAUGGGGGUGAGGAGGCAGCUAUGUAUGAGGAAGAAGACGGUGGAUUGUAUGAGGUAGAAGAGGACGGCCUAUAUGAGGAUGAGGACUUGAUGUAUGAUGAUGACAAUUUAUACAAUUUGGAUGGAAACCUCAGUGAAGAUUUGGAACCUCCAUUCACACCCACCCCAACAUCAACUGCCCCACAAACUCUAGACGUACCAAGUGCUAGACCUCCACUGGAGAAACAACCCUCAGUACAUGAAAAACAACCCCCGACACAACCUGCUAAUCAAAUAACCAGCCAGGGUUCGCCUGCUGGUGUUGCCCCAGCAGCACAACCUACAACUGGUCAGCAGACUUCUCAAAUGCCUAAACAGCCCCACACUCAAACACAGGCACAGACAGCUUCAUCUGCCACUUCCUUCUUCUCAAUGGCCAAACCUCUAACAGCCAGAGUCACAGGCCUCGCUUCCACUUUCCUGUCUUCUGUCCCCACUGCCCAACCUGCCCAGUCUCAUCCACCGCCACCAGCUGCAUCCGAACAUCAUCUGUCUGCAGCAGCAAGCAAUCUUCCACUGUCCUACCCAGCCACCGUAGCUGCAACUCAGCCCCCCUCCACUGCCACAGGCCCUUCUUCCCAGCAGAUUCCAAAUUCUGCUCAGCCUGCAUCUUUACUUAAUGGUUCUGCCACUGUACAGUCAGCUGUAACUAUGGACGAAGGUUCACAAAUGGAAGAAGAGCCUUGGUUUGAGGAGGAAAACAUACCGGAAGAGGCAAGGCUGUCCCCUACAAACCCAGAGGACAAUCUCAGCAUGGAGCAAAAGGAAUACAUUGAAACAAGCAGACCACCAAGCCCUGAGGAAAAAGAGAUGCCACCUGAGAGUCCUCCAGUUAUAGAGGAGCUCAAAGAGCCAGUGGACCCAGCAGUCCGAGCCAAAGAGAACUGGCUAAGACUAUACAACAAGGUCUUAGACCAGCUGCGGGAGGCACGAGGAGAAACCUCCAGCUCGCUAUGGUUUGGUAAAGGAGGGAUGGGAGGUGCACUCUAUAGUAUUGACAGCAUGCCAGACCUUCGGAAGAGAAAAGCCAUUCCUCUUGUCAGGGAUCUGGCAAUGUCGCUAGUGCAGAACUCUCGGAAGGCUGGAAUCACCUCCGCAAUGGCUUCCACCACUCUUGGCAAUGAAGAGUUGAAAAGUCAUGUUUAUAAGAAAACCCUGCAGGCUCUGAUCUACCCCAUAUCCUCGACUACGCCGCACAAUUUUGAAGUGUGGACAGCCACGACCCCCACCUACUGCUAUGAAUGUGAAGGCUUGCUGUGGGGCAUCGCCCGACAAGGCAUGCGCUGCUCUGAGUGUGGUGUCAAAUGUCACGACAAGUGCCAAGAUCUGCUGAAUGCCGACUGUCUGCAGAGGGCUGCAGAGAAAAGUUCCAAGCAUGGAGCAGAGGACCGAACCCAGAACAUCAUCAUGGUCCUGAAGGACCGCAUGAAGAUCAGAGAGAGGAACAAACCGGAGAUUUUUGAGCAAAUCCAGGAAGUGUUUGGCCUUGACAAAUCAACACACGCUACCCAAAUGAAACAGAUCAAGCAAAGUGUGCUCGACGGGACGUCUAAAUGGUCAGCAAAGAUCAGCAUCACUGUGGUAUGUGCCCAGGGACUCCAGGCUAAAGACAAAACUGGUUCCAGUGAUCCAUACGUGACUGUCCAAGUGGGAAAGACCAAAAAAAGAACCAAGACUAUCUAUGGCAACCUCAACCCAGUAUGGGAAGAGAACUUCCACUUCGAGUGCCACAACUCUUCUGAUCGCAUCAAGGUUCGAGUCUGGGAUGAGGACGAUGACAUCAAGUCUCGUGUGAAACAGAGGUUCAAACGUGAGAGUGACGACUUCCUCGGUCAAACCAUCAUCGAAGUCCGCACGCUGAGUGGGGAAAUGGACGUUUGGUAUAACCUCGACAAGAGGACAGAUAAAUCUGCUGUAUCGGGAGCCAUCCGCAUGCACAUCAGCGUGGAGAUUAAAGGAGAGGAGACUGUGGCUCCUUAUCAUGUCCAGUACACAUGUCUUCAUGAGCAUCUGUUCCAGUACACCACUGAGGAACAGAAUGGUGGCGUAGUAAAGAUCCCGGAUGCCAAAGGAGACGAUGCCUGGAAGGUGUAUUUUGAGGAGACCGCUCAGGAGAUAGUGGAUGAGUUUGCUAUGCGUUAUGGUGUAGAGUCCAUCUACCAGGCUAUGACCCACUUUGCCUGCUUGUCAUCUAAAUACAUGUGCCCUGGAGUGCCCGCUGUGAUGAGCACCUUGCUCGCCAACAUCAACGCUUACUAUGCCCACACCACCCAGUCGUCCAACAAUGUUUCUGCCUCAGACCGAUUUGCUGCUUCCAACUUUGGUAAGGAAAGGUUUGUCAAGUUACUGGAUCAACUGCACAACUCCCUGAGGAUUGACCUCUCCAUGUACCGGAACAAUUUUCCUGCCAGUAGUCCUGAAAGACUCCAAGAUCUCAAGUCUACUGUGGACCUGCUGACCAGCAUAACAUUCUUCAGGAUGAAGGUCCAGGAACUUCAAAGUCCCCCCAGAGCGAGCCAGGUUGUGAAGGACUGUGUCAAAGCCUGUCUCAAUUCCACCUAUGAAUACAUCUUCAACAACUGUCACGACCUCUACAAUAGAGAAUAUCAAAUGGAUCCUUCAAAGGCGGUUCCUCCAGAUGAGCAGGGUCCCAGUGUCAAGAACCUGGACUUCUGGUCCAAACUCAUCACACUCAUUGUGUCCAUUAUAGAGGAGGAUAAAAACUCCUACACUCCUUGCCUUAAUCAGUUUCCACAGGAACUCAAUGUGGGCAAGAUCAGUGCUGAGGUCAUGUGGAAUAUGUUUGCUCAAGACAUGAAAUACGCCAUGGAAGAGCAUGAAAAGCACCGUCUGUGUAAAAGUGCAGAUUAUAUGAACUUGCACUUCAAGGUGAAGUGGCUUUACAACGAGUACUGCAAGGAACUGCCCACAUUUCAGAAACAUGUACCUGAAUAUCCAGCAUGGUUUGAGCCAUUUGUAAUCAUGUGGCUGGACGAAAACGAGGAAGUAUCCAGAGAUUUUCUCCAUGGAGCUCUGGAGAGAGAUAAAAAAGAUGGCUUCCAGGUCACUUCAGAGCACGCUUUGUUCUCCUGCUCUGUGGUAGAUGUGUUCUCUCAGCUCAAUCAGAGCUUCGAAAUCAUCCGCAAACUGGAGUGUCCCGACCCUCAGAUUGUUGGCAACUACAUGAAGAGAUUCGCCAAGACCAUUGGCAAUGUCCUGCUGUCUUACGCUGACAUCAUAGCGAAGGAAUUUCCAAAUCAUGUGAAGAAGGAGAAGGUGCCAUGUAUCAUCAUCAACAAUAUCCAGCAGCUCCGAGUUCAGCUGGAGAAGAUGUUUGAGGCAAUGGGAGGCAAAGAUCUCAAUGUGGAGGCGAGUGACUUCCUGAAAGAACUGCAAAACAAACUUAACAGCGUUAUGGACGACCUCAGCCGCAUCUUCGCUGUCAGUUUCCAGCCCCAAAUUGAGGACAACGUCAGACAGAUGGGGGAUAUCCUGGCCCAGGUCAAGGGUCAGACUGUGCCAGCCAAUGGCAGCGUAGUUCAGGAAGCUGACAAUGUUCUGCAACCCAUCAUGGACUUUCUGGACAGCAACCUGUCGCUGUUUGCUAAAAUCUGCGAGAAGACCGUUUUGAAGAGAGUGCUGAAGGAGCUGUGGAAACUGGUGAUGAACACCAUGGAGAAAACCAUUGUGCUUCCAACACUUACUGACCAGACGGGCACUCAGAUGAUCUUUAAUGCUGCUAAGGAAUUAGGCCAACUGUCAAAGCUCAAGGAGCACAUGGGCCGAGAAGAGGCCAAAGCUCUAACUCCCAAACAGUGUGCAGUCAUAGAGCUGGCAUUAGACACCAUUAAGCAAUACUUCCAUGCCGGUGGCGUGGGCCUGAAGAAAACCUUCUUGGAGAAGAGUCCAGACCUUGCAUCUCUGCGUUACGCCUUGUCACUGUAUACACAGGCCACGGAUAAACUCAUAAGGAAGUUUGUCCUUUCCCAGCAUGCUCAGGUCCAUGGAGGCAAAGGGAUCCGCUGCACGGCAAAUGAAGACACGGCGCCAGAGCAACCAUCGGGGGUGGAUGCAGUUGGCGAAGUGGUCAUGCACGUGGACAUUCUACCUCAGCCUAACGGCGAGCACAAGAUCAGCAUCAAAGUGGUCGCUGCUAACGACCUGAAAUGGAGGGCGCAGGGUUUCCGUCCUUUCGUGGAGGUCUACAUCAUUGGCCCUCACCUCAGUGACAAGAAAAGGAAGUUUGCAACCAAAUCCAAGAACAACAGCUGGUCCCCUAAAUUCAAUGAGAGCUUCCAGUACUCACUGGGCACCGAGGUGGGUCCAGAGAGUUACGAGCUGCAAGUGUGCGUGAAGGACUACUGUUUCGCCCGCGAGGACCGCACGGUGGGCAUGGCCGUGCUGCAGGUGAAGGACAUCGCCAACAAGGGCAGCGUCACCUGCUGGCUGCCGCUGGGCCGCCGCGUCCACAUGGAUGAGACGGGCCUGACGGUGCUGCGCAUCCUGUCGCAGCGCAACAAUGACGACGUGGCCAAAGAAUUCGUCAAGCUCAAGUCGGAUCAGCGCUCGGCCGAGGAGGGCCGCAGCUGAAGGGACGCGGGCGGGGGUCCACCACGUGCGGUACACAAGCACACACAUCUGCAAACACUCCACUGUAAAUUCCUUCGCCUACAUUUUGGCAACAUCCAAGGCAGAAUAUCUUUAUACAAGUUUAUUUCGUUUGGACACAUUUUGACUCUUAGUUUCAGGUUAACUACACAUUACACUAGCAUCUCACCUUUUCUACAGCCAACACUUAGAUGUGAAAUAAUGACGAGACACGUGAAUAGUUGGAGGAUGACCACUUUUGCACUUCUGCCUCCCUGUAUAUUCAGGAGAGCGUCGCUACGCUACGCUAAGUUUCUCUGUGUGUACGUGCAUUCUUCCUCCACGUCUGCUCGUUUCGUGUCAAGUGGAGCUCAGGCACAGAUCUAAGAUCAGCUUCGUAUCAUAACAGGGGUGUCCAAACAUUAUCCAUCAACAGAGAAACAUAAAGAUGACCGAACUUUGGGAAGCCUUUUGAGCAUUUAUUCGACAUCCUUGAUAUCCAGCUUACGUUCCAUGUACUAGUGUACUAGUCUUUUUCCUCACAAGUAAGACAAUUCAGCACGCUAGUACAAUGACUAGGGCGCACUAAUAAAAUGACUGUCUCUUACUAGUAAUGUUUUUUUUGCACUUCUACCUUCCACUAGUGUACUUCAACUACAUGUUACUAGUGAGCCAAAACUACUAGUGGCCUUUUUGGUGCUACUAGUAGGGUCCACGAGGAAUUGCAUACUAGUAGGCCAAAAAUGGCACUACAAGUGGGAAAAAAUUUGUUAGUAGUAAGACACAGUUGUUCUACUAGACCAAAAUAAAUGCUUAAAACAGCUUUCCAUACCGACCACAUAUUAUUAGUAUUAACAUUAUGAUCACUUACUGUAUGUCACAUCACACACUAAUACAGUGUUUCCCAAAGCUUUAUCGAGCCAAGGCACAUAAUUUAUAUUAGAUGAGAAUGCUCACCACCAAAUAAAAAUGUCAAAACGUGGACACACAGGUUACUUAUGUAUCUUCUGCCAUCUCGGAAUCAGAAUCAUCUCUAUUUGCCCAGUAUGUCAAAAACGCACAAGGAAUUUGUCUCUGCUGGAGAAGCUUGGAGGAGAGGAGUUCGGGGAUGAUGGUGUUGAACGCAGAGCUGAAGUCCACGAACGGGAUCCUCACGUAGGCCCCCGCGCCGUCGAGGUGUUCUAGGAUGAAGUGCAGUCCCAUGUUGACUGCGGCAUCCGCAGACCUGUUUGCUCGGUGGCAUGGGCGAGACUGGCGAGACACAACAAGGGAAGAUGCUGGGUGAGGCUGCGAUGAUGCGCAGCCAAUCAGCUCACGGGUUAAAUCCAUUCGUGCUCUCAUUGAUCGAUGUCGUGCCGGGAACCAAUCACGCGCCUUGUAUGAGUGCCAGUACAGUACAGGCAUGUACAAAGCCUCUGAGUCAACUCAUCUCUUUGUUUGGCAUGCAGGGAAUAUUUUGGAAAAACCCGCGAAGCACUGAAGCCGCAAAACGUGCAGCGAAGUGGCGAGGGAACACUGUAUUGCUUGAAUGCGCAGCGCCCCCUCAAAGGGACCAGCUGCUCAUCCACGCAGACAUCUCUCCCCGGGUUAAACAUUUUGGGUAUCAGCUCGUUCCAUGUGGUCCAUACAUCCAGGAUUGGGGAUAGCUUGUGGCGUCGAUGGCCUGGAGAGUUUGUCAUCAAACUGCAGGGCGCGGUUGAUUUGACAAAAUCAUUUAUGGGACAUUGUUGUCCUGAAAAGUGGCCGUCCAGUGUCCUUCCCCCACAGGCUCAGUGGUGCUUCGUUCUUGGAUUGGAACGGGCCUGCCAGGAUCAGCAGCCCCAGGUAACCUCGCACCUCCUCCUCAUCCAUAUUUGUCCAGCCAGUUACUGACCUCCGCCCUUGCAGGUUUGUCAUGAGCAAUAUUCGCUGCAUGACGUCCUUGUUGAAAAAAAAAAAAAAAAAAGAUUGAAUGCCGUCUCGGGGCUGCUGAUCCUGGCAAUCGCGUAGUGCGUUGGGCCAGGUGUCGGGAGGGAGGGGGGACAAAGUGCAAGGACAGCUCAUUCGUGGGAGAACACAGGAUUUUCCCAUUUUUUUAGAGCGUCAUGUGCUGACCCCCAUCUCCUCCUGCUCCUUUCCGUUGUCCUCCUCCUUCUCCUCCUCCUCCUCAUCAUCAUCCUACUUCUCUGAGUUUCAAUGUUCCAAGGAGAAUUCUUCAUCCAAUAGGUCCUCUGAGUUCUCUGAAGAAAUUUCGGAUAGGAAAGCUUCCUCUUCCUCGUCCUGCAGUAGAGCACGAGCCUCUUUUGCUGUGUAUCUUCUCUCCAUGGCUUUAAGUUUGAAAAUGAGCUCACCAAAGUGAUGAGAAACACCCUGAAAGGCUCUCAACAAAUGAGAAGGCAGAAAUUAAAAAAAGAAGCAAUCCCGACCAAUAGAUUCAAAGCAGUAACAAGCGUGUGUGGAAUCCUUUGAUCUUCGCUCCAGCAACACACGCACACACAAUCCUGCACACACACACACACACACACACACACUUGCACGCGCAGGAAAAUGCACGCUGCAGGAUUUCAAAUAACACUUUGGCAGGCAAUGUUCAAUUUCACACACAAAAUAUAAUCAUAUCUGCAUACUAAGUAUUUUGAUGAAAUAAAUCUUUGUUUUUAGUUGUAACCCAAAAGGACAUAACGAAGAAACGUGCAUAAAAAAUGAAUGCUUUGUCAUCAUAGCGUCAUUUAAAACGCGCACACACACAGACACACACAACUCAUCUAACGAUCCCAAUUCGCCCAAAUAAUAAAUAACAAACAAACAACAACAACAAAUCAUAUCGUUUGGAAAUUGUAGGCAUUAAUGUGCAUUGCUCUGCAGAAAAAAAUAAUGGCUUGGUUUUUGAUCAUAGGGUGUAAUUACACCUAAAACCAAUUUUUUCUGAAUUUGAAACGCUGCUGUUUAGAGAAAUGUGGCAGUCACGGGAAAAGUAUUAUAAGACAGCACGUUUACAGGAUAGUGGGGGGGGAAAUGGGUUGUUUAACUUUUAUUCCUAAUGACAAGGAAAGUGAGCCAUGGUGCCAUUAUAAAGGUUAACUUGUUCAAAACGUCAUGGCCAAAUAUCAGCCCUGUGGCUUUUUUUAAAAAUGGUUUUAAUUCUUUGUAUUGGAUGAAAGACAUCAAAGUCUUCAAAGGGAUAGAAAUUGCCCAUAGCAACCUGUGAGUGAUUGAGAGAGAGAGAGAGAGAGAGAGAGAGAGAGAGAGAGAGAGGAAAAUCAGGCAAGUGAGAGUUUUAUUUCAGACACAUAGGUUCAUAUCACAUGUAAUACAAACAAACAGCUUUAACCAGAGAACACUAACGUUAAAAUUAGUCACACCAUCACUCACGUCGGAUAGAUUUUACCCGAUAUAAUAUCCCAGAUAAAAUAAAAAAAAAAUUGUCAUCAAUUUCAAAACUCAUGUAAACAUGGGCGCCAGUGGCUCCAGUCUAGAUGCAAACCUGAGAGAGCAGUGUUUAAGGUUGGCUAUAACAGUGAUAGGCAUUUUUCGACACGCAAAGAAAAAAAUAAUACCAGUGCAAGUAUUCACGAGUGAAUGCUUACUGAUACCUGAGUACUAGUGUAUAGCACUAGUACUUUUGAUGCAUAAAAUGUCAAUGUACACAGUAACAAAUAAUUGUCAACAAAGACCUUUCUUACUCUUUGACGCACAUGAUGACUCACCAAUGUGUCAAACUGCCGCAGUGUAGUGCCAACUACUGGCGAGGAGGACUUUUUAUUUGCCUUUAGUAUCGGUGGCCGGUAUAGGCAGCCUUCACGAGUACGCGAGACCUUGAAAUAAGGCCACUAUCGGCACGAUACCAAUACCUGGUGUCGGUACUCGGCCAUCGCUAUUCGUUACUAUAACGAAGCUAAGGCACUGAACAAUGCAAGUGGUUUCUACUUGUGGAAGGGGCAGCCAUUAUAAGCCCAAAAAAGGUAUUUUCACUCAUGGAGGCAGCACUUCAUGAAUUUCAUACGUUUGACAACUAAUGUGCGGAUCCGUGCAUGUGGCGCAUGCAGCCGAUACAUCCCCAAAUACAACCUGUGACCUGCGAACGCUAAUCUGUGCGUCCAACAAAAGCUCUUCUUACCUUUUGGCUUUGACCUGAUAGUGUUUCAGACACUGUAGUCUCUUGAAAGUAGUAAAUCUUCACCCAGCCUAACUUCCAAAUCAUGGGCAGAGAAACUGUGUGGGGGCGUUAUUCUGGAAAUGAGCAGAAUUGUGAUGUCAUACAAUUCGGAAGAACAUCUCGCUCACAGACAUAUUUUCAGUAAUAGGCAGAUAUAGGAUUUACUUGGUUGUUUAAUUUGGGGAUAAUGAAUAAUGUUUCAUUUUAUUUGAAUAUGGCCCGCAAGCCACACUUUGGACACCCCUGGUAUAUUUUGACCACUGACCUGAGAUCAGUGUCCACUAAGUCCGUCCUCACCUGUCCCGUGUCGUCGUUAACUAACGUCCUGCAUGUUGGCCCCUCCUACCGAAACUGUGAUUCUCCCGCUGUAACCAUGGCAACCACUCGCCUCCAACAUUCGCCCGGCGUGAGGAUGUUUCAUGUAACACAAGUUUCCUUUGGGAUUUGACUCCAUGUCCAUGUUGCAGUCCAUCAUGUGAUGUAAAACACAACGCGGAGCACAUCAACUGUACAGUCGUACCUUGACUUACGAGUUACCCUAUUUCGCAGUUUUUCGAGAUCCAAGCAGUCGCUUGGCUGAUUUCUUUUGUUUGAAAUGAUAGAAAAACAUUAGCGAGGAGCAUUUGUAGUGGACUUGGCAAAGCAGUACGAACAUUGUACUACCAUAUUGUUAACCUAAUUGCACUGUUGCUUAAGUCAUAUAUGUUCUCAGAAAAAAAAAAAAAAACUCAUUCAAGGAACAAAAAGUUGCCUCGAUUCAACCUUUGCAGAUUCCCGUGACCUGGCUAAUACGAAUCUACACAGACAUGAGAGAAAAAUGCAACAUUGGGAUUUUUUUAUUGAUAUUGUAACAGUAAAUUCAAAAUGAUUCAGGCAAUUAUGCUAUUUGUGAUUAAAUUCAGGUUGAAGAAGAUUAAGAUCAGUGAAUGAAGGUGAAACCAAAGUGAAAACAAAUGUAGCAAUUGAGGGGGAAAAAAACAGUUGAUUUAUUUAAAUUAUAUUUGAUCAUGUUGUUACUGUAUGUUUUUAUACGGUACAAUACUGUACAGUGCUAUUUUUCUUAUUUGUGCAAAGUUUUUUGGGGGGCUGGAACAGAUUAAUGGCAUUUCCAUUCAUUUCAAUGGGGAUAGUAGAUAGUUUGAGACAAGAAUGUUUUGCGUUACAAGCGUGAUCACGGGCCGAAUUAAACGCGUACGUCAAGGUAACACGGUACUUCGAAAAGGGCUUACAAGACCUCCCUCCCUCCCCACCCCUUACUCUGCCAUAAAAACAUGCCCACUGUGCAGUGCAGUCAAGUUUGUAUGUGCACAAAAGAGGUUCUGAGAUUGUGAGCAAUAUGAAUGCACCGUCAAUCAGUCCGCACGAGAACCAAGCGUAAUAUCAAAUCUCAUCUCCAUCAUUUUUACUUUUCACUGCCAUCUGUUUUUGUGUAAACAUGUUUAAGAAGAAAUGUGUUUGUGUCCUUAAACGACUAUUUCCCUUGAGGGGGACCCAAUUUGCACAAACCGGAGCUCUUAUUUGAUUUUUGUUUGAAAGAAUUGAAGCCAUUGGAGUCGCCGCCAUGCGUUUAUGAUUAAAUCAUUUAUGUUCACUGGAAAAAAAAAAAAAAAAAAGGUUGGCUGACGUCCGCCACCGUUGUCCACAUCGUCCUUUGUGUGGUCCAAUGACGUCAUUGACUGUGACCAAACACUGCUGGCUCAUCACACGUUGUCUCUACUCAAUACAAUAAUGAUUCAUGUUAUUCAUCUGCAAGAGUUCUUUGUCGUUUUCUGUAUACAGGGUUUCCCUAAAUUUAUUUUUUAAGCUAAAGAACGAAAUUAGAACAACUAUAAAUUGCAACUACAAAUAUUUUUAAAUAAAAUUAACUCCUAAAUUAUGAAAACAAAGUCUGUAAGUUAAAUACAUUUAAACUUGAAUAAUAAUGUCGCUGAACAGAGGUACCUGAAACAACAGGACAGGAUUAUUUAAAAAAAAUUAUAUAUAUAUAUAUAUAUAUAUAUAUAUAUAUAUAUAUAUAUAAAUUGUUUGAAUAGGGACGUCUCAAAACAAUGUAAAGAUGUACAAAAGCUUUGGUUUUUAAAAAAUGGAAAAUAAACAACCUUAACCCAAACAUUUAAAGUCCCUCUAAAGUGAAAAAAAAUAAUAAUAAAAAUGUUUUUUUGAAUUAUUUAAAAAAAAAAAAUAGUAUUUCAAAUGAGUCUUCAAAAUCCUGAAAAAUCAAGCUAUGGUCUUUGCUCUCAAACUCUACGGGCGUGUCCGCAGAUUGCGCUGAAACCACACCCAACUGUCAAUCAGAUACCACUACAACAACCUGGAAAAUGGAUGAUACUUCGUCUAGCAUCUUUCUCAUGACUACAAAUCCCUACACGUUUGAGCCGCAAAAAUAGAUGCGCUUAAUGCCCCCCAUUGGCUGGAAUAUAUCCCACCGGGUUGUCAAGGGGCUUUUCCGUGCACCGACAACAAGGCGCUCUAAAGCGGCCACGAAAGUGGACUAAACAAAGGGAAGAUGCAUUUCCAGGGUGUAGGCAAACUGUAGCUAGUAAUUAUAAUUGUGCCUGAUAACUGCUGAUGCGAUCAAUCAAAGAAGCUCAAGUUCUUACAGGUGUAUAGUGGCGGAGGGGCGACUCAUGCCCGAGCCGAAGUGCGUCACGCGGCCCUAUUUUAGCCACGCCCAAAAAAAAACGAAAAACAGAAAUGGUGAAAAACAGUUUAACACCGUAUCGCAAAAAUCUAUAUUUACUGUACAUAAACCAGCAAUAAGGACCACAAUAAACAGAUAAAAAGCCAUUUUCCUGCUUGAUAAGCAAUAAAAUAAAGAAUCCCAAGUUUGGGAAACCCUGAUCUCUAACCCAUAAUCGGUGUCCGUUUCCAAUUUUGCAUACACAAACACAUGCACACACAUGUGCGGUGGUGACAUCGUCUUUCUGUGUCGUCAUCUAUGCCAGGGCUUUUAAAACAAUUCAAAGAAUGACUUCGAGUUGCAAUCUGUACAGAAAAAUAAACCGAGGGCUUCAGCACCCGCGUCAUGCCAUAAACUGUAAACCACCAAAAAUCUCUGCUCAAGCACAAAGGGCCAUGUCAGAUGACACACAUGCAUGCGUGCACGCAGACAUGACAUGACCGCCCCUGUGAAUAGAAAACACAAAUGCAUGACGGGAAUUUAAUGUGCCAGCACUCGUCUCCUUUUUGGAUCAUUUUCCUUUUCGCCAUUUGUUUAUCAAAAACUGUAUUAUUUGCCGUGUUACAACCAAUCACCCACGUGUUUGUUUUUCAAACAGGCUUGUGAAUAUGUCAUCUGUAACCAAUAUGAAUGUAGUGUGAACACAGAAUUCGCAUGAGAGGAUUAUUUUCUACUGACGAUGUUUCUAAUUGGUUUCCUAUCAUAAUCGAUUGUUCCGGAACUGGAAUGGAGCCUGACUGAUCUGCUUCCUAUUAAAAGGACAUUUGUGUCACGA